This is a messenger RNA of Pollicipes pollicipes, 2195 nucleotides long. It is a transcript of the gene Rsph3, whose product is annotated as Radial spoke head protein 3. The record is from RefSeq and is a predicted model, not a curated record. Gene Ontology annotation, cellular component: cilium. Lineage: Eukaryota; Metazoa; Arthropoda; Thecostraca; Pollicipedomorpha; Pollicipedidae.
AUGGCGAGGCUGCCCGAGACGACGACGCAGCUGGACGAGGGCGCCGCGGACGGGGACUCGGUGUUCUCCGCCGGCGAGACGGCGGACACUGCCGGCCAGGACGGUGACCAACUUGAGGCAGAGCCGGCCCGACUCAGGUGCCACCAGAGGCGGCCGCCCAGCCGCGUCUCGCUGGUCUACACGUAUGCCAGCGGGCCCAAGGUGCUCUCGCAUGUGGAGUUGGCGCCGGAGACGGAGGGUGAGAGACAGCCGUCGGCGAGGGAGGACGGCGAGCCGACCCCCCGGCCUGACAGUGCCGACGACAAGCUCAACGGCAAACACGUCACCUUCGAGGAGGACGUGAAGGCGGCCAGCAGCGUUCGCAUUCGCCGAAGACGGACGGGGCAAGAGGACGAGGCAGACGAAGACUCCAACCAGUGGAAGGAGAUCCGGAAGAAAAACAAAGAGCGUCGGAAGAACAGGGUUUCAAAUUCGUUCAGGGACGUUCUAAGGCCCGUUUCCAGUUGGAAGAGCAGCAGCACCUCUGGCAGUCUGAUGAACGACAAGCGGCUGAUCAAGACCGGUAACAUCGGCACACUCGUUUUACACGGCCAGCCUCAGAUCCGCGACCGGCGCGUGGAGGCCGACGUCGCCGUCCAGACGGAUCCCAUGAUUGACCGGCCUGGCACGCCGCUGUUCGUGCCCUCCAAGACCGGCGCCGACGUGGCUACGCAGAUCUACGAGGGCGACCUGUUCGACUUUGACCUGGAGUCGGCGCCGAUCCUGGAGGUGCUGGUGGGAAAGACGGUGGAGCAGAGCCUGCUGGAGGUGAUGGAGGAGGAAGAGCUGGAGUCUCUGAGGGAGCACCAGCGCCGGUUCCAGGAGCAGCGGCAGGCCGAGGCCGCCGAGCAGCAGCGGCUUGGGGAGCGCGAGCGUCGCCACACGGAGGAGAAGGACCGGCGCAUGGCCCAGCGGCGCGUGGCGCUCGAGCAGGAGGAGGAGACGGGCGCCAAGGUGGCCGCUUCGGCCCUGGCGCAGAGCUACCUGGCCGACAUGGUGCCGGCCGUAUUCAGCAACCUCCGGCAGAAGGGCUUCUUCUUCAACGGCGUCGAGCGCGACAUAGAGACAGCCUUUAUGCCGUGGCUGCGAGACGCCGUGGAACAGGAGCUGGACAAGGUGCUGAGCGGAAAAGAGGUGCUGGAUGACCUGAUCCUGGACGCGGUGCGGAAGCGGCGAGAGGAGCUGGAGCGGCGGCCAUCGCUGACGUCCCGCCUGCCGCCGCCGGCCUCGCCGCCCGCUCAGUCGGACGACACCGAGGCACGCGAGGACGGCGAGGCUGGCGAGGAAGCCGAGGAGGACGAGGAAGAAGAAGGCGAGGACCUGGCCGAGGAAGAGGCCGAGGAGGACGGCGGCGAGGAGGACGACACCGACGACGAGGCGCCGCCGCCCACCGCCUCGGGCUCGGCCACCAAAACGGGCGAGGAGGUCACCCCCGAACAGGACGAGGACGACCCAUAACCUGGGCUCACGAUGUGUCUGCUGGAGGCCGCAGCCCGGCCACAGCCGGCCCCCGUCGGACUUUCACCGGGACGCCGCAGCUCGCUCUCAAAAUGUCUGUCUCAGUCACAGUCGUAAACAUAGUGUGAAGCUCGUGUUACUCCGUUAUUUGUAUGCGGCAGCCCGUUCGGUGCGCGCGCGCGCGCGCGUUGCGUGCGAGGGACGUGCCGGUGCGGCGUCUUCGUCCCGCCGCCGCGGACCAGCACCGGCGGGCUGUGCUGUUGUUUAGUUCUUACACGUCUGCGACGUCCUGCACCGGAACCCGUCUGGCCACGUGGUGCACAGCUUCUGCGGCGUAAGCGGUGCCGAAAUCCGCCGAGUUGAGCGGAGCGCCGGUGGCUGUGUCCGGGCCGGGCGCUGAGGGCGGCCGGGCCGGACGCUGAGGAUGGCCGGGCCGGACGCUGAGGAUGAGCAGGCUGGACGCUGAAGGCGGGCAGGCUGGAUGCUGAGGAUGGCCGGGAGGGCGCUGAGGACGGGCAGACUGCGGCCGCUCGGCCCCACCGCCGAGCGACAGCCGCAGCCACCCGCUCCGUCCGCACUCCAACCCCGCCCGCGCUACCCCGAUGCGACCUGACCUGACCUGACCUGGCAUGACCUGCCGCACGCCGGCCGCACCCCACCGGCUACAACCUAACGACUAAUACAUAUUUUUCAAGUCC